AUGACAAUGUUAAAGCCAAUAUCAUUUCUCAUUCUCAUUGUGUGCACUAAUUUUGUUGUAAUUGAGUGCAGAACUAUCCAACCAAAUGAUGAAAAUUUGAUACAACAAAUAUGCAAAAAGACUCCAAAUUAUGCACUUUGCAUUCAGUACCUUCAUUCUGACCCUAAAGCUCCUUCAGCAGAUGUUAGAGGUUUAGCACUAAUCAUGGUUAAUGUAAUGAAGAACAAAGCAAACAUUGCUAUAAACAAAAUCCAUCAACUUAUUGGAAAGAGUCCUCCUGAUCAAAAGGAGGCACUCGAUAAUUGCGCAGAUAAUUACAAUGCAAUUGUGGUAGCAGAUAUUCCAGAAGCCACUGAAGCUUUGCUAAAAGGAAACCCAAAAUUUGCAGAAGAUGGUGCAAAUGAUGCUGUUGUUGAGGCUAGAGGUUGUGAGAAUGGUUUCAAAGGGAAAUCACCACUCACUGCUGAAAACAAUGCUAUGCGUGAUGCAUCUGCCAUAACAGCAGCUAUUGUUAGAAAUUUGUUAUAA
This is a messenger RNA of Trifolium pratense (red clover), 528 nucleotides long. Its product is annotated as cell wall / vacuolar inhibitor of fructosidase 1-like. NCBI's taxonomy places the organism in Eukaryota, Viridiplantae, Streptophyta, Magnoliopsida, Fabales, Fabaceae. Gene Ontology annotation, biological process: negative regulation of catalytic activity. The transcript has a single exon. Gene Ontology annotation, molecular function: enzyme inhibitor activity. The record is from RefSeq and is a predicted model, not a curated record. The coding region runs from base 1 to 528 and encodes 175 amino acids.